AAUUGAGUAGGGAAGGUAGGUUUGAAAAUUUCGUCCAAUUUGAUCCGCGACUCCCACUAGUGUUUGUGGACAUUUUGUGUUUACUUUUCGUGUUUCGAAGAAGGCGCUGGAGACCGAAGGAGCGCGAACCAACUAAGAAAGGACCUAGAGAGCGAUGCGUUUGCGGUGGUCGUGGUGGCGUUGCUACUGCUGCUCAGGGUUUAUCUUUCCCACGACGACGGCGUCCAAUGCACUGGAGCACGCGGCCGAAGGUCGUCGUCGUUGAUGGCCUUGCAAUUGCAGAUGACUUGGCUGCCGAGUCUUCUCACUCAGAAGCGCAAGACCGAUCACCCUGUGGGCCUCAGGAACCUCGGCAACUCUUGCUACCUCAACAGCGUCCUCCAGUGUCUUACCUACACUCCUCCUCUGGCCAAUUUCUGUCUUCGAAACCAGCACUCUUCCCUUUGCGAUUCUGCUUCGGAGGAAAGGAAGCGGGACUGCCCCUUUUGUCUGCUAGAGAAACGAAUUGUUCGUUCUUUGAGAGUGGAUCUCGCCCAAGAUGCUCCGUUGAAGAUCCAGAGCUGUCUCAGGAUUUUCGCCGAGCACUUUCGUUGCGGGCGUCAGGAGGAUGCUCACGAGUUCCUGAGGUACGUUAUCGAUGCCUGCCACAACACCUGCCUUCGCCUCAAGAAGUUGAGGCGCAAAGGGGGCGAUACUGCUGUCAAUGGUAACGGCUGCAAUACUGUUGUGAAGGAGAUAUUUGGGGGAGCCUUGCAGAGCCAGGUGAAGUGUCUCUCUUGUGGAUAUGAGUCCAAUAAGGUGGAUGAAAUUAUGGAUAUCAGUCUUGAUGUUUUACAUAGCAAUUCGCUCAAAGAUGCUAUGCAAAAGUUCUUUCAGCCUGAGAUUUUAGAUGGGAAUAACAAGUACAAAUGUGACAAUUGCAAGAAAUUGGUGACGGCUAAGAAACAAAUGUCUAUACUUCAAGCCCCUAAUGUCCUCGUCAUACAACUUAAGAGAUUUGAGGGCAUAUUGGGUGGGAAGAUCGAUAAGGCUGUUGCAUUUGAAGACAUUUUGGUGCUUUCUAGCUUCAUGUGCAAACAAAGCCAGGAUCCAAUGCCAGACUAUAGGCUCUUUGGUACUAUUGUUCAUUCUGGAUACUCCCCAGAAUCAGGCCAUUAUUAUGCUUAUAUAAAGGAUGCAAAAGGCCGGUGGUAUUGCUGUGAUGAUUCUUCUGUCUCACUUGCAACCCUGAAAGAAGUUUUGUCAGAAAAGGUUUACAUACUUUUUUUUUCUCGCACUAACCAAAGGCCUGUGCCUGUAAGUAAUGGUUUUGCUUCGAACGGCUCAAGGUCUCAGGACUCUUAUCACAUUAAUGGUAGUCAGGCAUGUGAAUGCCCAAAAUAUGAUGGACCACCAAAAGUAGUGCAUACAAAAUUAAGUUCUCAACAAUCUUCCUGGAAGGACAUGUCUGCCAUGUCCAAGACUGGUAAAGAGCCUUCUAGCCCCCGAGUGAAGUUUAAUUUUAACGGAAAUUCUACUUCCAAAAGAGGCCAUGAAAGUUUCAAUGGGAAAGUUGAUGUUCCGUUGAAUCAGCCUGUAGUAACUAAUGGACAUGUAAAAGACUCAAUUUCUUUGGAGAAUGCGAAGAAAGAUCCUUCAUCAAUCAGGAAUGGUUUUGAAAAAAAUAAAGUAGAUGCUGUUGACAACUUAAAAAGGAAGGAUUCAGUGUUAACAAGUAAAAACACUAGUAUUCAUUCUGUUGAAAAAUAUCCCAGAAAGUCAGAUCUUAUGGAUGACACUGGGAGAAGCAGAGCAAUAUCAGGAAAUUACAACCAUAAGCUAGAAGCCAAUGGUCUCAACAACAAACCUAAUUCAUUGGAGAAUAAGAGGAAGGAACCAGAGGCUACCAGCAUUUUGCUUGCACAUGAUGAUCAGUCUGAAGCAAGAGUUCAGGAACUUAAAGACAGGCUUGGAAAAGAGGCAAAGUCAGUUUUAAGGUCAUGUGGCUGGACAGACAAGGUGUAUGACUAUAUGUCUUCUAGAAAGAGGUUACGUGCACAAGAAGCAGGAAAUUCAUCAAUUGAAGAUGAAAUAAAGAAGUUGCUAAUAAGUGAGGCCAAGGGAGCUUUCAUAUCACAGAUCCCUGAGUCAUUGAAAGAGGAUCUGAUUGUUCGUCUCCGAUUAUUUAGCAAAGAAAAGGCAUAACUUGGAGGACCGUGAUGUGAAGCAUGUUUACAAAUUUGUGCAGCAUACAUAUGUUGCUACCGAGCCAUGGUGUUCAUAAUAUGUAUUACGUAUGGUCUUGGUGACUUUGAUAUUCUUACUGGGAUGCUCAAUGGGGCAUCGUUAUAUUCUGACUGUUCGAGGGCUGGCAGCAGCAGCAGGAGAUUGUGAUUCAAGCCUUCCCUUCACCCAAAACUGACAUUGUUAUUCUAGAUGCUCUAUCAACAUAUUCAUAUGGCAGUUCAGAUAUGAAGUGUUGCCAUAACUUUUCCUUUCUUAAUGGAGGCCGUGCAGCACUAUUUUUUCGAGAGCAUUUCAGAGAUUCUAUUCAUUUUGUAAAAUAUCUGUUUAGGCAUGUAUCAGCGCGGAAUCCUUGUCUUUUUCUUGUAGAAUUGGUGAGGGACAAAUUUUCCAUCCACGAAAAUGAGUGUUUGCAAUUGCAUGACUUGUGGAUGCGUUCUAUUAACAAUAUGACUGUACACUUCCUGGUAAGAGUACACCAUUUACUUUGAAAAUGGGGCCCUGGCCUUGCCCCCAAUGUAGUUGACUAAUUAUCUGAUUUUAGUCAUUGCUGAGUGACUUGUA
Messenger RNA from Prosopis cineraria, 2787 nucleotides. Its product is annotated as ubiquitin carboxyl-terminal hydrolase 25-like. Gene Ontology annotation, biological process: protein deubiquitination. The transcript is spliced from 9 exons. Gene Ontology annotation, molecular function: cysteine-type deubiquitinase activity; cysteine-type endopeptidase activity. Bases 265 to 2184 code for a protein of 639 amino acids. The record is from RefSeq and is a predicted model, not a curated record. Lineage: Eukaryota; Viridiplantae; Streptophyta; Magnoliopsida; Fabales; Fabaceae. Gene Ontology annotation, cellular component: cytosol; nucleus.